AUGGCGCAUGGAAAACUACAAAUGGAUGAAGCAUUUCAAAAAAAGGGCAUUGCUUUGGUUUCAAGAUGCAGCUUGUGUGGCGUGGAGGCUGAGACUAUGGUUCACAUUUUCCUUCAAUGCUCCUUCGCAAAGGAAUUAUGGAUGUUCUUCAGUGGCUGCGUCAAUGUGGUUCGGAAGAAAUUGGAUUCCAUGGCUGAUUUUCUUCAAUGGUGGAAAAGGAAGCUUAAAAUUGUUUGCUGCAAAGAGGUGUGGGCUCUGGGGUUAAUUACGGUGGCUGACCACAUUUGGCAUAAAAGAAAUAACAGAAGGCACGAAGGCAAGGUCAGGCCGAUAAACUUCAUCAAGCAAAUGAUUCUUGAGGAUAUUAAAUGCUCCAAACCUAGCACCAAAGGAGAUGUGAAAACCGCCGCUAAUGUUAUUUGCUACAGAAAACUUGGCUUAUUGAUUCAGAAUAAGCCAACUUUGCCCAUCUUAGAGGUUUAUUGGUGUAGGUCUCAGGUAAAUUGGAUCAAACUAAACUUCGAUGGAAGCUCUAUGGGCAAUCCUGGUCGAGCAGGAUCUGGUGGGAUCUUUCACUAUCAUAUGGGAGCUGUUAUGGACUCCUAUAAAAUUUUUAUAGGGGUCUCAAAGGUCUUCCAGGCGGAGGUGGAAGGGCUAAUGGUGGGUCUGAUGCGUACUCGAGAAAUGGGAAUUACUCGCUUAUGGGUGGAGACAGAUUCCAGUGCAGUUGCGAUAUCCUUCCAGAAAAAGAAAAUCCCAUAG
Molecule: messenger RNA, 762 nt
Organism: Macadamia integrifolia
Lineage: Eukaryota; Viridiplantae; Streptophyta; Magnoliopsida; Proteales; Proteaceae
Exons: 1
Coding region: 1-762 (253 amino acids)
Molecular function (GO): RNA-DNA hybrid ribonuclease activity; nucleic acid binding
Source: RefSeq, a predicted model, not a curated record